This is a messenger RNA of Tinamus guttatus (white-throated tinamou), 1083 nucleotides long. NCBI's taxonomy places the organism in Eukaryota, Metazoa, Chordata, Aves, Tinamiformes, Tinamidae. The record is from RefSeq and is a predicted model, not a curated record.
AUGGCCGAAGGAUCAAAGGUGUUCAAGAAGACCAGCCCAAACAGCAAGUUGUCCAUUUACCUGGGGAAGAGAGACUUUGUGGAUCAUGUGGAGUGCGUGGACGCUGUAGAUGGCGUCUGCUUGAUUGACCCUGAGUACCUAAAGGACAGGAAAGUGUACGUGACACUGACGUGCGCGUUUCGCUACGGCCGCGAUGACCUCGACGUCAUCGGCUUGACCUUCAGGAAGGACCUCUAUGUCCUGACCACGCAGAUCUUCCCUCCGGUGCCGGACCAGGUGCCCAAAACGCUCACCCUCUUGCAGGAGAAGCUGCUGAAGAAGCUGGGCGAGAAUGCCUACCCCUUCACCUUCGAGAUUGCGCCCAACCUGCCCUGCUCCGUCACCCUCCAGCCCGGACCGGACGAUGUUGGGAAGGCCUGUGGAGUGGACUUCGAGGUCAAAGGAUUUUGUGCUGAAAACCUGGAGGAGAAAAUACACAAGAGGAACUCCGUGCGGCUCAUCAUCCGCAAGAUCCAGUACGCGCCCCUGAAAACAGGGCCCGCGCCCAAGUCGGAAACCACCCGGCAGUUCAUGAUGUCCGACAAGCCCUUGCACCUCGAGGCCUCGCUGGAUAGAGAGAUCUACUACCACGGAGACCCCAUCAACGUGAAUGUCAACAUCAAUAACACCACCAACAAGAUCGUGAAGAAGAUCAAGGUCACAGUGGACCAGAUCACGGAUGUGGUCCUCUAUUCCCUGGACAAGUACACGAAGACUGUGUGCAACGAGGAGUUCAACGAGAACGUGGCAGCCAACUCCACCUUCUCCAAAACCUACUCGGUGACGCCCACGCUCGCGGCCAACCGCGAGAAGCGCGGCCUGGCGCUGGACGGCAAGCUCAAGCACGAGGACACCAACCUGGCCUCCACCACCAUCCUGAGGCCCGGCAUGGACAAGGAGGUGCUGGGGAUCCUGGUGUCCUACAAAGUGAAGGUCAACCUGGUGGUGUCCCGAGGAGGCAUCCUGGGGGAUCUCACUUCCAGUGACGUCGGUGUCGAGCUGCCCGUCAUCCUGAUGCACCCGAAGCCUUCGGAUGGUGAGUGA